This is a messenger RNA of Symbiodinium sp. CCMP2592, 1125 nucleotides long. The record is from the annotation of a GenBank genome assembly. NCBI's taxonomy places the organism in Eukaryota, Dinophyceae, Suessiales, Symbiodiniaceae.
AUGGUCGACAUCACGUUCUUCGCAUAUCCCAGUCCCUUGGUUUGGUGGCACCUUGUGCUGAACCAGUUGGCUCGGGCUUUCGGUGCCUUCAUCAUUGGCUGCUUUGGGAUGGGUGGUGGGGUCAUCUACGUGCCAGCCCUGCUGCUGCUGCCUGGUGUGAACUCGAGCGUGGCUGUGCCCACGUCCUUUUUCGCGGGCAUUUUCGGUGCAUCUGCACGAUUCAUCCAAGCUUACCGCUCGGGUCGCUGCAAUCUACAAGCUUGGCCUUUGCUGAUUGGUGCAGCACCAGGGGCUGUGGCCGGCCAGCUGCUUUUACCGUAUAUCCCAACCUCCAUUGUGGCUCUUGCUGUGGCACUGAUUUGCAUUCGCAGCGGUGUGAUGAUUCAAAUCAAAGUUGCCAAGGAGUACGCCGCACAGCAAUCCGAGAAAGGCAUGCCGAAAGCCCAGGCUGGAACUAGUGAAGCUCCUCCACCGGAGCUACUCUCAGCUAUCGGGAUGAGAGAAGUCGAAGCUGAACAUGUCAACAGUGGCAACAUGGCAGCUAUAGCAUCUUCCGACAAGACGGCUGCUAAGCAAAGCACUCAAUGCGCUGCAUAUUGGUGUUUGCCAUGUGGAACAUGGACCCCGCAGCCGCAAGCCAAAUCCCAGGAGCAACCUGAGGAGACCUCGCCGACAGCUGCGUCAGCUACGUCACGGAAGGCAGAAGAGCCAGCCAGUUCCGAGAAAUCUCCACCCGCCGCAUUUCCAUCUUCACCCACGUGCAUAGCUACAGCAUUCGUCGCAGCUUUGCUCUCGUCCAUUGGAGGGGUUGGAGGACCUUUGAUCUUUAUACCAAUGUGGAUGCAAUUCGCGGGAAGCACACCGCCCAAGACUCUUUUGGCCAUAUCUACCGUCUUCACCUUCACUAUUACGCUUUGUGCUUGCGUCUCAGGCUUCUUCGUUGGAAAAGUCGACGCAGGAUUGGGCCUCCUCAGUGGCUUCACGUCCGUGGUGUUUGUAUUAGUGGGCGGCCGCUGCAUGGAACUCCUUGGCGACAGCAGUCUGAAGUGCAUCACCGGCUUUGCGCUCGCUGCCUUGGGCGCAGCUGUCGGCAUCCGAGCCCUACUUUCGAUGCUCGACGCCUAG